Molecule: messenger RNA, 564 nt
Organism: Fraxinus pennsylvanica
Lineage: Eukaryota; Viridiplantae; Streptophyta; Magnoliopsida; Lamiales; Oleaceae
Source: the annotation of a GenBank genome assembly
AUGAAAGAGGAAACAUGUUUCGAAAUGGAAAACAAAAUGUGUAAAAUGGGUUGGACGGAGGAAUUUCUCCAUGCCUCCAUCCUCGAACGGAGGCAUGGAGAAAUUCCUCCGUCCAAGGAAUAUCUCCAUGUGGACGGAGGAAUUUCUCCAUGCCUCCGUCCAAGGACGGAGGUGAGUGAAGACAUGGAAGAUAGAAUAAGCAACCUGCCAAUUGAGAUUAUUGAUCUUAUUUUAGAUUACAUGCCGGUUCGAGAUGCUGCAAGGGCGAGUAUCUUGUCUAGGAAAUGGAGGUAUAUUUGGCCUAUGCAUCCAAAACUGAUUUUUGAUGAGCACUCUUUUAGAGUCAUUAGGCAUGGCAGUUUAAUUAUGCCAGAUAACAAUAUUGAUAAGAUAAUCAACAUAAUUCUGUUACAACACAUGGGACCUGUAGUUAAGUUUCUCCUGGAUCUUUCAUAUAUAAAUUCAGCACAAUACUCGGAUGUGGAUCAAUGGUUGUUUUUUCUGUCAAGAAAUUGUCUAGAAAAACUUUCCCUCAUGUAUUCCAAGCCAAAAGCCAAACCUUAA